AUGUUGUGGGCGAGUACCCCGUAUCCUGUGCCAAUAGGAUGGCUGUACAUCGCCGAAACAUUUCUCCAGGACCUAAUACGGAUCACGAGCGUCGUCGUCUUAAGCGGACCAAGUCCAGUCAACGGCACCGUCAUAUUCCAGCCGUCCAGCUAUGAUGGACCCGUUCAUGUAACGGGACGCAUUGUAGGGCUAGAUCCCUCAGCCUUACGAGGUUUCCAUGUCCACACCUCCGGGAACCUCACAGACGGCUGCACAUCAGCGGGAGAACAUUAUAACCCAUUCAACACCACGCACGGUGGUCCCACCGAUCCCAUAACCAAAAGGCACGUAGGCGAUCUCAGAAAUAUCCAAUCAGAUGCGAGCGGUGUUGCGGUGCCGGGUAUUACUGAUGAGAGUAUUUCGCUGAAUGGACCACUGAGCAUUAUCGGACGUUCCAUGGUCGUUCAUGCGGGGACAGAUGAUCUAGGGAAGGGCAGAACGAACCUGUCGUUGACGACUGGAAAUUCUGGGGCAAGAGCCGCGUGUGGAGUUAUUGGUACGUGUUCUUGUAGGUGUUUUCGCGAUACGUCUCUGAUACAGAGAACUUUUCUAGGAUUGUCAUAGUGCCGAGCUUUGAAUUGGAUCUUUUUAGCUGUGUGAAUAUGUUACUGUUCCCUACACUCCCAGCAGAGUAUCGUCGUUAUGGACAUCACUUGAUCAUUGUUCUACCACCCUAAUACCAAUGAAGUCGACUGUUUUUGUUCGGAUCACCAUUU
Messenger RNA from Guyanagaster necrorhizus, 755 nucleotides. RefSeq lists its product as uncharacterized. Gene Ontology annotation, biological process: superoxide metabolic process. Bases 1 to 603 code for a protein of 200 amino acids. The record is from RefSeq and is a predicted model, not a curated record. The transcript is spliced from 4 exons. Gene Ontology annotation, molecular function: copper ion binding. NCBI's taxonomy places the organism in Eukaryota, Fungi, Basidiomycota, Agaricomycetes, Agaricales, Physalacriaceae.